AUGGACGGAAAAUCUGCAUCGGCCCCAAUGUCGGAGAACCAGAACUCUGCUUCCCCAGCGCGUCAGGAUCGCGAUAUCCUGAAUGACAAGACCGAGGAAGACCUUGAACUGCGCAUUGCGCCGGAUCAAUUCGAUGAGAAAUACCGCACCACCAAAUGGGAGAUAUGGGCCUAUUACGCGUGGGUGAAUAAUCAUUUCGGCCCUACUGCCUUUCAAAACCUACUCAGCCAAGCUGCCGGGAGCGGAGGCACGUUAGUCUUUGUCGGGAGGAGUCGAUCAGUCGAGAGCAUCGUUCUACUCUGUAACGGCAUCUCCUUUGCGGCUCAAGUUGCCGUCUUUCUCGUCAUAGGAAGCUUCGCCGAUUUUGGGACGUGGCGUCCCAAUAUCCUGAUUACCUUGUCCCUCGUCGCGUAUGGAAUCGGCUUUGGCUGGCUCGGCGUCCAUACACCAGAUAAAUGGCAUGUCGGCGUCGGGCUGUACAUUGUCGGGUUGAUCGCCUAUCAGACGACCUUGACCUUUUGGCUCGCAGCAUUUCCCUGUCUGGCGCGCAAUACAGCCACCCUACAAGCGAAGGCGGAUGCUUACAACGCCGGGGACAUAUCGCGCGAGGAGUAUGAUCAAGCGGACAUGAUGGAGCGCUCGAAACUGGCGAAUGUCGCUUUCUACGUGCAGUCUCUUGCGGAAAUUGUCAUCCUUGCUAUCAUUGUCGGGGUCAUGUUUGCUGUGAAUGUCAAUGCCAGCCAAGACAACAACAAUUGGGGUUUGAGUGUGCUUAUAGCCUUUGCAACUGGCGUCUGGCUGCUGGUCUCCUUACCAUGGUUCAUCCUCGAAAAGAGACGGCCGGGACAGGAUCAGAAAGGCAAGAAUAUCAUUGCUGCGGGCAUAUCUCAACUCUACUACGCACUCCGACAAGUUUGGAAACUGAAGCAGAGCUUAUUAUAUUUAAUCGGUUAUUUCCUGUUGGGGGACUCGUUGAACACGACGGCUGCUGGGAUUUACGGAUUCUGGUUCGUCCAGAAACGAUUCAACCUUGACACAAAAACCAUGUUCAAUGCCAUCGCUGUCGGUAUCGUCUUGCUUGAUGGCUGGGGCAUGAUUGGGAUAUGGACCCAGAAAUUUGGAUUCCACAAUGCCUGGGAGUUCUGGCUUUAUCAGGUGUUCUACGGUCUGUUCGUCUGCCCAUGGUACAGUUACUCGCAGAUCAUGAUCUCGGAGGUCGCCCCCCGCGGGCAUGACUUUUUGUUCUUCAGUCUGUUCAGCAUUAUUGGAAAGACAUCGUCAUUCAUCGGACCGUUGAUCUCGAGUGCAAUCAUUGAUGCCACGCCGUCGCGGAAUAGCUCUACUCCGUUCUAUUUCCUUUUUGUGCUCAGCAUUGUUAGCUUUGGUGUUUUGGCUAUUUGGCUAGAUCUAGACAAGAGUCGACGCGAGCAGGCGCGUUUUCUACAAGAAAAAGAAGGACGGGAGGAAUAG
Messenger RNA from Aspergillus terreus NIH2624, 1470 nucleotides. Its product is annotated as MFS transporter. The transcript has 5 exons. NCBI's taxonomy places the organism in Eukaryota, Fungi, Ascomycota, Eurotiomycetes, Eurotiales, Aspergillaceae. The record is from RefSeq and is a predicted model, not a curated record. Bases 1 to 1470 code for a protein of 489 amino acids.